Molecule: messenger RNA, 3305 nt
Organism: Diorhabda carinulata
Lineage: Eukaryota; Metazoa; Arthropoda; Insecta; Coleoptera; Chrysomelidae
Product: cytosolic carboxypeptidase Nna1-like
Exons: 18
Coding region: 303-2936 (877 amino acids)
Biological process (GO): proteolysis
Molecular function (GO): zinc ion binding; metallocarboxypeptidase activity
Source: RefSeq, a predicted model, not a curated record
UGUAUUGUGAAUUCAACUACAAGUGUGUAAAGUUAUUCAGAAGUACUGUCAAAUUUUUCUUUCUGUUAUUGGCACCAAAAUAAAUUAAAUUUCGUUGGCGGGAAUUGAUCUAAUUUUAUAUGGAAAGGGAAAGCUCAAUUCAUUGUGCAAGUUUUACUAGUAUCGAUUCUACAUUUCUUAUAUUUCCAUGGUAAUACGAAUUGGACAUAAUCAAAUUUAGGUGUUGCCCAAAACGUCGAACUUAGAAAAAUACUCGGAAAAAAGUAAUGAAAUGAGGUUAAUUUUCAGUGGUAGUUCAAACUAUGGACCUGGAAAGCGAAAAUAAUGGCUGCACUAAUCAAGAAAGCGAAACUAGCGUUCAAACACUUCAAGCAACACUUUUUCCAUUGAAACCCACAAAUUCAACAAGUUACUUCGCGAAUUUCAUUAUAAAAACAAACGGCGAAGAUGAAGACCUACGAUUCAAAAUUAGAGAAUCGCCCUCAAAAGAAUGGUUUCCAAAUAAUAAAGAAGUGCCUUUCGACGUUCAACCACCUAGAUGGCCAACAGAAUGUCAGGUUUUGGAAGAACGAGUAAAACAUAUAAUAGACUCACCGCCAAGUUACGAACCUUAUUACGUUCCCACUGGUAACGAAUGCCAACCGAAACCGUCCGGUGAGGAAUGUGGAAAAGUUGUUUUUCAAUACACACCGCUCAGUGCCGUCAAUUAUUUUAGCCGAUCUAGCGUAGGUGGAAAUAAAUUUAUUUUGCCUUCGAAUCUUUACCCGGACGAAGAUACGUUGAAGUUCGAAUCGAGAUUCGAAUCUGGUAAUUUGGCAAAAGCCAUCAUGAUAACGCCAAAUUAUUAUGAAUUACAACUUAGAUCCGACUUUUAUACUAAUAGACAUAUGCAAUGGUUUUAUUUCAAAGUCAGCAAUGUUAAAAAGGGAUUUUUAUACAGAUUUUCCAUAACGAAUUGUUCGAAAGAAAAUAGUUUAUAUAAUGAGGGUAUGAAACCGUUGAUGUACUCUAAAAAAGACUCUCAAUUACAUUGUAUAGGAUGGAGAAGAUGUGGGCAAAACAUAUCAUAUUUCUGCAACGAUAAUGUAACUGUCGACGAUCCCGAUCAACAAAUGACAUACACCUUAACUUUUACCGUUAAAUUUCCGCACGACGACGAUGAAGUUUAUUUGGCACAAAGCUACCCUUACACUUAUUCGGAUCUCCAGGAUUACCUGCUGGAUUUAUCUACGCAUCCAGUCAAAUCCACAUUCACAACAAUUAGACUUUUAUGUAAAACUUUAGCUGGCAACAAUGUUCAAUAUGUUACCAUCACAUCGUCGUCAGUACCCGGAGAACCACCUAAGAAAAAGAGGGCCAUAGUUAUAUCGGCCCGAGUUCAUCCUGGAGAAACUCCAUCUUCGUGGAUCAUGAAAGGCAUAAUGGAUUUUCUUUCGAGCGAUUGCAGCUCGGCUAAAGAAUUAAGAGACAAAUUUAUUUUCAAAAUAGUGCCAAUGUUGAAUCCGGACGGUGUUAUAGUUGGAAACAAUCGGUGUUCUUUAUCUGCCAAAGAUCUAAACAGACAAUACAGAACUGUAAUAAGAGACGCUUAUCCUUCCAUUUGGUAUACCAAGUUGAUGAUUCGAAGACUUUUGGAAGAAUGUGGUGUAGCUAUGUACUGCGAUCUACACGCUCAUUCUAGAAAACACAAUAUUUUCAUAUACGGUUGUGAAAAUAGACGAGGAAGUGAGAAAAAAUUGCACGAACAAGUUUUUCCUUUGAUGUUACAUAAAAACGCUGCCGAUAAGUUUUGUUUCGAAAGUUGUAAAUUUAAAAUACAAAAGAAUAAAGAAGGUACCGGUAGAGUGGUAAUGUGGAUGAUGGGAAUAGCGAACAGUUAUACAUUAGAAACUUCUCUGGCGGGUUCGACUUUGGGCGCCAGAGCCGAUACCCAUUUCAGUAUACAAGAUUUCGAACAAAUGGGCAAAACUUUCUGUCAAACUCUGUUAGAUUUUUACGACGAAGAUCCGAAAAAGGAAAAACUUAGGGUGAAAAUAGUGGAAAGGUUGACUAAAGAAGGGUCGAACGCUGAGGAACCCAUGAAUAUUAAACUUAGUGACUACUCCAGUGAUGAUGGAGAUACUUCUAAUAGCAGUGACGAGGUCGGUAGAGACUACGACUACGAAGAGGAUGUUCAAUUACCUACGGUACCGCCGUGUUCUCCCGUGGUACCUUUGAAAAAAUCCAGAUCGAAAACUUCAAGGAAAACGAGGCAGCAAAAUAUUCCUAGAAGUCCGACUGUUCCGAGAAAACCGUUACCAAUCUGUAAAGCGAUUUUAAAAUUAUCUCUAUCAGAUAAAGAUAGUACUAAUUCUGAAAGUGAUGAUAGCGAAUCAGAUUCUGAGAAAACGAAGACAAAAAGAUCUAAGAAGAAACGGAAGAAAAAAUAUUCGAAGAAAAAGAAGAAAAAUAAAGAUUUACCGGAAGAAGACGAUAUUAUAGUGAUUGAAUUCGAGCCUAUUCAAAAAUAUUCCGAAAACGAAAUAUCGAGAACGAAGAGAUCGAUAUCUGUCUUCGAUCUCAUCCCAACUGAGGCUCUGAAGAACCACAUCUUCACGACACCAUCAAGAAAUAGAAUACAGCAAACCAUAAAACAUGGUAAAAAAAAUAACGAAAUUGAUAAACAGCUAACGGAAGUACAAGCGAAAUUAUUUACUUUGAAAAAUAAACUUUGGUUUGGGGUUGGGAAUGGUGAUACGACGUUAUCGUGGGGGAGAAGGAGUUUAACUGAUAAUCAGAAAAAAUCUAAUAAAGAUUCGAAGAAAAGUACGACGUGUAAAAAAUAUCAAAGAAAUAACGAAAGAAAAUCCAGUGGGACAUCAAAAAAAGAUAUCGAAGAAAAUUCAAAAUCGUCUGAAAUUGGUUUGUGUCCUUCAGGUUCAAAGGCAAAACUUUAGUGAACUUAGUCGAUCCGAAAGGAAGGUUAAGGAAAUCGAAAAGUUUACCGGACGCUUCAUCAUUCGAAAAUAUCCAUAGAACAUCAGCAAGUGCCGAUGAAGAGAAAACCGACGCGAAAAAAAAGAAGAAGAAAAAUAUGAAACUUGUAAAAAAAGUAAAAGUGAUUAAUAACGUGAAAAAUUUCAUUAGGAAGGCUGAUUAAUUAGGUGUUACCUUAUUCGUUUUUUUCAAUAUUUUUCCUUUCUGUAAUCUUCUAAAAACGUAAAUGCGAAUUUGUAGUGGAAAAAUGAAAAUGUACUGCCGUAGAUGUGAUACUAUACAUAUUAGUGGACGUAAUAUAAAUUAAAAACAGUUACCGUUAGAAUAAA